This is a messenger RNA of Hevea brasiliensis (rubber tree), 1292 nucleotides long. RefSeq names its product ethylene-responsive transcription factor ERN1-like. Gene Ontology annotation, molecular function: DNA binding; DNA-binding transcription factor activity. Gene Ontology annotation, biological process: regulation of DNA-templated transcription. The coding region runs from base 99 to 1292 and encodes 397 amino acids. NCBI's taxonomy places the organism in Eukaryota, Viridiplantae, Streptophyta, Magnoliopsida, Malpighiales, Euphorbiaceae. The transcript has a single exon. The record is from RefSeq and is a predicted model, not a curated record.
CUUUCUUGCAAAAUAUUCCUUUUGCUAGCCAAUUUCUAUCCUUUCUUAUAUACAAUAAGAGAAGAAGCAAAUUAAGCAUACCUAUACACUGCUAGACAAUGACCAAGCAGAGAAAGGCAAGUCAUCUUCAUGAGGGCGAAGAACAUGCACAGAAGGAAGGCAUGGCUUGGGACCAGGUGAUGGCGGAGGCUGCAGCUCUUGGUGGAGCCUGGAGAACUCGAAAACGAUAUGUUGGUGUCCGCCAGCGGCCUUCAGGACGAUGGGUGGCUGAGAUAAAAGACACUAUACAAAAGAUUAGAGUAUGGUUGGGCACAUAUGAUACUGCUGAGGAAGCUGCAAGAGCUUAUGAUGAAGCUGCUUGCUUGCUUCGUGGAGCUAACACUCGAACUAAUUUCUGGCCUUGCCCUCCUUGUCAUUGCAAGCCAACCCUUCCCUCGAAGAUCACUAAUCUUCUUUUGCAGAGACUCAAAGACAGAAAUAACAAUCUUUCGACGUCGCUGCCUGUUAGCCUACAGAAGCAAGAAACAAGCAAACUAGAAGAAACCCAGUUUGAUAAUUUCUUUGAUCUGCCUGCAGGGGAUUGCGGUAUCUGUGAAAACACUAAUAGUGAUACUGCUAAGAGUGCUAAUAGUGCUACAACUAGCGGUGAUUACAUGAGUGGUUGUUUUGAAUCAAAUUUCUCUAAAACAGAAGAGUUUGAUUGGAGUAAUGCUGAUCAAGAAGGAAGGGAGAAACAGGAAGACGAAGCAGAAGAUAUCAUGGAGCCAUGGCUGACAGAUUUUCCAGUGGAGGAUGUUGCAGGGGGAUCAUCAUCUACUACUUACUGUUCUCCAUUUGACAUAGCACAGGAGAUGAUGGCUAUGGGACCAAUGGAGAAGCAGGAGCACUAUUAUGAGGAUGGCCAAUCAAUGCUGAGAGGUAUCAUGGAGACACUCAACUAUGAACGCAAGUUCUCAGCUUCCCUUUAUGCUUAUAAUGGGGUAUCAGAGUGUUUAAGGCUAACGCUCGGAUCAGCAGGAAUGGCAAAGAGUAAACAUGGGUGUGAUCAAUUACCAUCAAAUCUUGGAAUUAUUAACAUUAAGAAUAACAACGACUGGGAGGAGGAGGAUAAUAAUAAUAAUAAUAAUAAUAAUAAUAAAGAAAAGGAUGGUAAGGAGGAGGUCGAAGAAGUUGGGAUUAUUCCAGCACAAACGCCAACAGAAGUAAUGGGGUCUGAAACUUCCACCGCGGAAGGAUGUGAAUUGUCUCUUUGGAGCUCUCUUGAUCUUCCUCCUAUCUGCUUCAUUGUUUAA